Messenger RNA from Puma concolor (puma), 195 nucleotides. RefSeq names its product FXYD domain containing ion transport regulator 2 (gene FXYD2). Gene Ontology annotation, molecular function: sodium channel regulator activity. NCBI's taxonomy places the organism in Eukaryota, Metazoa, Chordata, Mammalia, Carnivora, Felidae. The record is from RefSeq and is a predicted model, not a curated record. Gene Ontology annotation, cellular component: membrane. Gene Ontology annotation, biological process: monoatomic ion transport; regulation of sodium ion transmembrane transporter activity.
AUGGACAGGUGGUACCUGGGUGGCGACCCCAAAGGGGACGUGGACCCAUUCUACUACGACUACGAGACCGUCCGCAAUGGAGGCCUGAUCUUUGCUGCCCUGGCCUUUGUCGUGGGGCUCAUCAUCAUCCUCAGCAAAAGACUCCGCUGUGGGGGCAGAAAGAAACACCGGCAAGUCAACGAAGAUGAGCUGUAA